ACCCUAUUGUGUUUCAUCUGCAGAUGACGCUGCCAGUGUUGCUGCUGUUAGCCCUGCCUGUUCUUUACACUGAAGGAAGCUGUAUGAACAGGACUUCGAUACCACAGCUCUACUGCCUGAUCACUACUGCGCAAAAUCUGGCUCCAAGAUUACAAGAUGGCAGCGCCCUUAUCCAGAAUAUUUUGGCUUCACUUUUGUACAGUGGAAGGUUUUUCCUGCUAAACUCAAGUCUGGAGGACAGAGUUCCUAAGAUCACUGCUAACCGAUCAACAAAUCAAGCUCUUCCAACUCCUCCAGAGAUUGAGGGCAAGCUGGAUCGGGUGUCCUCAAUCAAGUUUGAUAAAACCAACCUGGAAUGGCAGAUCUUUAAUGGCUCUCUUCCCAACGGAGCUGUGUUCAUCAACAACCAAUAUGUUGGACGCUUAGACUAUGUCUGCCAAUUCUUUGGCCAGGCUGGUUUCUACAACCAUGGCAUGGGUCCUUACUGCUACUACACCUUUAGAGGGAAAGAGUAUGUUAGCUCUUUACUUUGGCCAUUUGAGAUCCUGGUAAACAAAGACAACUUUGAGUUAAUGGAAUGGAAAGAUGGCUACUCCGGUUCAGUUCCUCAGAAUGCAGUUGAGACCUGCUCCGGUUGCGAUAUAUAUGUUGGAAAGAACGAGUAUGGUCUUGGGAAGGUUGUUGUUAAAGAUAAGGUCUUCUACCUUCCGUAUGACGGGGAUGAGUAUUGGUACUACAGCUAUCAGGUCCUGAGCAUUAGCAAAGAUAUAUACAGCGAGGACAUGUUUGAUGUCAAGUAUAAGACUGAUGGGGUUAAAGUAAUUGAUUAUCCUCCAGAGACCAUGCGCAAGUCUUUCAUUACCAACUAUGAGUGUCAGUCAGUCACAGUGACAGCUACCGUCUCAAAGACAAUCCAAGUGGAGCAAACGUGGGACACCAGCUUUUCAAUCACAGUGGGCGUCAAGACUAGCAUCACUGCCCAAAUCCCCUCAAUCCUGUCCACAGGUAUUGAGUUUAGUGUGGAAAAAACCCUCCAGUUCACAGAGGGGACGACUUAUACCGAAUCCACCACCAGCACUGUUUCUGUUGAGGUCAAUGUCCCACCAAACCACUCCUGCCGUGUCAGUUUGGUGGGAUAUAAGUACGGAGCAGACAUCCCUUACACUGCACGCCUCAAGCGCACCUACAACAAUGAGGGGAUCUCAUGGACGUCCAUCUCUGGAAACUACAGCAGCGUCCAAAUGGGAGAAGUCCGGGGUGUGGUGGAUCCCUGUGAACCUGUACCUGAUCCCACUCCCUGUCCCUGAGAGAAAAAUGGAAAAGGUUCUAUGUUAUACAGUACCUGACAUAUUGUGGCUACCCUUAACAUUGUAAUGAAAAGCUUAACAAUAAACUUUAGCAUUUAAUCAUUGUUACUUGUAAAAUAAACUUUUAAUGCAAACUAAUGUAUUACAAGCCUGCAUUUCUUUAAAAUAAAAUUUUCCACAGACUGCUUUGACAGUUCGUAAAGUUUCUUUGUUGAAUAGCUGGGAUAUGCUUUUUGCCUGUGUGAACUGUAACCUCCAUGGCUUCUGAGAUUGUUUGUACCCUGCCUGUGCCCAGUAGGCACGUUCAUCCAUUCAUUGCGAACACAGACUGGUGGAACAUCUGCAGCAUCCUGUUACAGACAUUUAGCCUUGAAGCCUCUCCAGGAAGUGUGCCGACUCUUGCCCUUCUUGUAAGAUAAGCAUAUGUUUUAUAAUUUGUGCAUAUUUUUGACCAUGUCAUGAGUUAUAGCAUAAGAGAUCAUUCUGACACCACAUGUGAACCUUAGUGGUAUAAAGCAGCUUAAUACUUGACCACCGUUUCUGUAAGGUUGAAAUGCUGUUAUCAGUACAAUAUUUAUAUUCACAGGCAGCAGAGGGCAGCAACAGACAGAUAAAUGAAGGUUGACAUUUGACAACAAGGUUUUGGACGCAACUGUUGCAUUGAAUCUAUUCACUGACAUUUAAAGUAGAUCUAUGUAUAUAUGUAU
Molecule: messenger RNA, 2014 nt
Organism: Sander lucioperca (pikeperch)
Lineage: Eukaryota; Metazoa; Chordata; Actinopteri; Perciformes; Percidae
Product: natterin-3-like
Exons: 3
Coding region: 24-1307 (427 amino acids)
Source: RefSeq, a predicted model, not a curated record